GGCGCGGCCUCGCAGCCCGGCUCUGAGGCGGUGGGCCCUGGCCGUUCCCAGCGUCUCCCCGGCCAGCUUGCGACCCCUUUUCAAAGUCAGAGCCGCGGUGCUCCUUUGCCGACUUGGAGAGCUGGGUCCCCGAGAUCCAUCUGGGCUGAUACUCAAGAGCCUUGGUUACGACCGACUUGUUCUGCAGAUCGGUAGAGGAACGGUAGUGCCUGAACCGUUCAGUACUGAGGCCUUCACUCUGGACGUGUACAGGUACAAGGAUUCCUUGAAAGAAGACCUUCAGAAGGCAGAUCUUGUUAUUAGUCACGCAGGUGCAGGAAGCUGUUUGGAGACUCUGGAAAAAGGAAAGCCACUUGUAGUAGUUAUAAAUGAAAAGUUGAUGAACAAUCAUCAGCUGGAAUUGGCAAAGCAGCUGCACAAAGAGGGGUAUCUCUUCUACUGUACUUGCAGCACGCUUCCUGGGCUGUUACAGUCAAUGGACUUAUCAACAUUGAAAUGUUAUUCUCCUGGCCAGUCAGAAAAAUUUUCUGCAUUUUUGGAUAAAGUUGUUGGAUUACAAAAAUAAACACUAAACUCUCAAUACUUUAAAAACA
Messenger RNA from Lepus europaeus (European hare), 593 nucleotides. RefSeq names its product UDP-N-acetylglucosamine transferase subunit ALG13 homolog. Bases 380 to 565 code for a protein of 61 amino acids. Lineage: Eukaryota; Metazoa; Chordata; Mammalia; Lagomorpha; Leporidae. Gene Ontology annotation, biological process: dolichol-linked oligosaccharide biosynthetic process. The transcript has 4 exons. Gene Ontology annotation, molecular function: hexosyltransferase activity. The record is from RefSeq and is a predicted model, not a curated record.